GUCGACCAAGGACUCGCGAGUCAGAAACAUCGACAUGUGGAUGAAUAAGUGGGUGCUUUUUUGUUUCGUGCUCGCCUGGGUGCAUGCGGAACAGGACGUGCAAUUGGAGAUCCCUCAGGGGAUCCUGAAGGGCCUGAAAACGGAGACUAUUCUCCGUAAUAAACCCUACUACAUUUUCAAGGGAAUACCUUACGCGAAACCAAAUGUUGGCCCCAACAAGUUUAGAAUAUCAGAGCCUGCUGAUCCUUGGGAAGGCGUUUACGACGCAACCCAACAUCGUUCGACGUGUCCGUUUUAUUGUAUGAUUAAAAAGGGCCUUAUCGGCGAUGAGGACUGUCUGUAUCUCAACGUUUACACUCCCGCCCUCGAUAAAGAAGCUCGUAAAGCCGUUAUGGUAUGGUUCCACCCCGGUGGGUUUAAUUCUGGCAUGGCUGAUGAUGCACUUUUUGGACCAGACUUCUUGCUCGAGAACGAUGUGGUAGUUGUUACUGUAAAUUACAGGCUUGGCGCACUUGGCUUCUUGAACACUGGGGACAAGAGUGCUCCCGGGAAUGCUGGCAUGAAAGACCAGGUUAUGGCGCUCAAAUGGGUGAAAGAUAACAUUCACUUUUUCGGUGGUUGCCCAAACAGAGUGACUAUCUUCGGUCAAAGUUCUGGAGCAGCUUGCGUUCAAUUCCACAUGCUGUCCCCCAUGUCUGAAGGUUUAUUCAGCGGCGCCAUUCAGGAAAGCGGAAGUGCGAUCAAUCCGUGGGCGAUGUCGUAUAAUCCAAGAGAUCAAGCUUUCAUGUUAGGAGAGGCUCUUGGGAUACACACCACAGAUUCAGCUGAAUUGGUCGAGAAAUUAACAGAGUUCCACGUUAAAGACAUCAUCGCAGCCUCUAAUCAAAUAAUGACUAAUCAGAACACUCUGAAUGGGAACAUGUUCGCUUUCGUUCCAUCGGUCGAAGUUGACCUAGGGCAGGAUAUAUUUUUAUCAAACGAUCCAUGGACGCUGUUGAAGUCUGGAAAAAUUGCUGACGUGCCAUUGAUGGCUGGAGUCGUUGCUGAGGAAGCUCUGUUCUAUGGCCAACAGAUGUUAGACGCCAUUGAUAUGUUAAACACCGAGCCAGAAUUAUUCGUGCCACUGGAUCUGAAUUACACCGACUCGAACUCGAGAAGGGAAUCUGGCGAGUGUUUGAGAAGAUUUUAUUUCGGAGACAAACAUGUAUCGAAGGAGAAUAUAAACGAAUACACUAAGAUGUUAAGCGACGUUUUGUUCAAUGCUGGUGAAAUUCUGUCACUUGAUAUUUUAAGGAAUCGACUUUCAGCCCCGAUUUAUGAAUACAUGUUUAACUAUGAGGGACCAUUUGGUUUCAUGAAGAGCUUGUUUGGCAUCAGUGAUGGAAUUGCACAUGGCGACGAAUUGAGUUACUUGUUCUACUCGAACGCCUUUAAAAAUCUACCUGAACCAGGUUCCUCCGCGGAGAAGAUGACAAACAUUAUGACUAAAUUAUGGACGAAUUUCGCCAAAGACAGAAAUCCAACUUCGAAUAUGGACGACGACAUAACAGUCAGUUGGGAACCAAGAGGAACCGACAACAAUUACUUGAUCAUUAACCAGGAAUUAAAGAUGGAGAAGAAUCUAAUGGCAGACAGAUCUGACUAUUGGAAAAGGAAAUAUAAAGACGUGCUUCCAUGAGCUUUUCUACGUGUAAUAUAAGUACCAUUGUUCAAAAUUCGGUAGAAGUAAUUGAAUCGCAACUAUAACGAUUAUAAUCACAUAAAAACAUUAUAGAAUGCAACUGCAUUAAAAAAUGUACUCUA
Molecule: messenger RNA, 1803 nt
Organism: Hylaeus anthracinus
Lineage: Eukaryota; Metazoa; Arthropoda; Insecta; Hymenoptera; Colletidae
Product: esterase FE4-like
Exons: 9
Coding region: 35-1678 (547 amino acids)
Source: RefSeq, a predicted model, not a curated record